Molecule: messenger RNA, 2087 nt
Organism: Teleopsis dalmanni
Lineage: Eukaryota; Metazoa; Arthropoda; Insecta; Diptera; Diopsidae
Product: testis-expressed protein 10
Exons: 2
Coding region: 133-2058 (641 amino acids)
Cellular component (GO): nucleus; MLL1 complex
Source: RefSeq, a predicted model, not a curated record
UAUAUUACAUUUUUCAUGCUGCGAAUAGUGUUCCAAUCCCAUCUUGGACUUAUCGUCGACGCUAUCUCUUCGCGCACAUUAUUAUUAUUGGUUUUAGUUUGUUGAGUUCAUUUUAAAGAUAUUGUUACGAAAAUGGAAAGAAUAUAUAAGAAAAAUUUACGAAAUGAGAAAACGAAAGUUAAGUUUAAGAGAGUUAAAUUGCAAAAAGGAUUGAACAAAACCAGAACUGACUUUCAAAUUCGAAAAAUAACAUUAAGAAAGCAAGUGAACGAGUUAUGGUACGUAGACGGAGAGAGGCGAAUUAAUUUCAAAAGUGUUGUUGCAGGACUUAGGAAUCGCAGCCAGCAUUAUCGCAUUGAUGCGUUGCGAAAUAUUCGAGAAGCAAUUAUAAAUGAUCCGUUUGAAAUUCAGAAACAACUACAUAUCAUAAUAAGGUCUGUUUCUGCAAUUUCUCUUGACAUUGAUAAACAAACUAGGCGAGAGUCUUUUAAAACAUUAAGUGUCUUGUUGAAUUCUUUUUCACUGGAAGCAAUGGAACCAUUUUUUCACAUAAUGUCAUCAUAUUUGUGUUGUGGGAUGUCACAUAUACAGCCAAACAUACGAGAAGAUUCAUUGAUAAUGCUCGAUGUGAUUUUAGAGCAUGUUCCUAAAUUGGUUAUAGUGAACCUCGAAAAAAUAAUGCAGAAUUUUCUUGAAAUGAUUUCAAUCGUUUGUAGAGAUGAUGGCCCUGAACGAACUUUAAGCACGCAUAUGGGUCAGAAGCAAAACACAAUAAAAUGGCGAUAUAACGUUUUGCAAAGAUUAUUGAAAAUGCUUAAGACUUCAGUUAAACAAUUUAGGAAAGAAAAUUUGACUCUCAAAGGUUUGAUGCCCACCAAAAUUGUAUCAUAUAAUAGGAACAAGCAGCAAUGUUACUCUAUGUUACGUGUUCAUAACACAAAACAUGCUUGUGAUGUUUCCUCAAUAUUAAUGCUUUCCAAUAACUAUUCACCUAUUACAAUUCCUGAACAUGAUAUUAUAUACCAUAAAUACGUCGGAAAUUUUAUGCCGUUGCUUUUAGAUACCUGGUCAGAAGUACGUUCAAUUGAAACAACAUCAAAAGUUAUACUAUCGCAUGACGCUGCGUUAACAUUGAAAACUGUUUUGGAAAUAAUUGAAAAUCUUUGGACUUCAAUUCAAAUUUAUGAAAACAACUUAGAAAACACUAAUUUAAGUAAUUGGUUUGUUCAAGAGUAUGCAGAACUUUUUACUUUUACUUUCCUGCAGUCCACAUUUCCUUUUUGUGAAAUUGUAAUAUCAGAACCGAACUCAAAAAAAAAGCAUAGAAACUCGAGCGAAACAGUAGAGCAGUUUUGCUUACAACAAAAUUUGUGCAUUGCUCAUCUUUUGUGCCUAUUUUAUAUGGGAAAUACUAGUAAACAAGUAGAUAAAUUUGAUAUAUGUCUAAAAUAUAUAAUCUUAGUCGUCAGUAAUUUGGAUAACCUUUCCCACGAAAAGUCUAUAUCCAUCAAAAACGUGUUACGAGCAUAUUUGUUUCAAAAUGGUCGUAAACUUCUGGAAAGUAAUGAGUACCAACUGCGAAAAUUAUUAAAUGUAACUAUUGAAGCAUUUAUUAACAAUAAGUUUUCCGAUAAGGAUGGCUCGCUAGAAUAUAUUCUAACUUUAUUUGGUAACAUUGUGAGCACAGCUGAAUUAUUUAGAUCAUAUGCUUCAGAGAGUUUUGAAAAUUUGUUGGAAUACUUACCACAACAUUUAUUGAAGGAAAAUAUAAACGAAACUGGAUUAAAAACGAUGACAAUAUUAGGAAAACAGAAAAAUACGACCUUCAUUAAAUCUUUGACAAAACUUUUAAUUCCUGUGAUUAAAAAUAUUCAACACAUUAAAGUAGUAGACGCCGUAAAUGCAUUUGAUGGCAAACAACAAAUUAUGAACUUAUUUUAUUGGGUUGAAAAAUCUGAACUGCUACAGGAGUCAAAUAAACUGAUUUACACAAUUGAGGAACACAUUACAGAUAAGCGCAUUGUAAACUACUUUAAAUAUAUUUUAAGAUUAAAUUAAAGAAUGAAAUAAAAGGUUUAUCAAAUUCA